This is a messenger RNA of Pectinophora gossypiella (pink bollworm), 1793 nucleotides long. RefSeq names its product pre-mRNA-processing factor 17. The transcript is spliced from 13 exons. Gene Ontology annotation, cellular component: catalytic step 2 spliceosome. The coding region runs from base 32 to 1774 and encodes 580 amino acids. The record is from RefSeq and is a predicted model, not a curated record. Gene Ontology annotation, molecular function: protein binding; mRNA binding. Gene Ontology annotation, biological process: mRNA splicing, via spliceosome. NCBI's taxonomy places the organism in Eukaryota, Metazoa, Arthropoda, Insecta, Lepidoptera, Gelechiidae.
GCACACAGACAGACACUACAAGUUGUUUGUUAUGAAAUAUGAUUUAGAAUAUUUAUUUAAUUACGGCAGUAGUUCAGAAGACGAAGGGGACAAUGAUUCAGAGGCGACGAAACAACACAGCAAUGAGGCAUUAUUAACUCAUUUAAAACCUGUUGAUCCUAGUUUAUCCUUGGUUAAAAAGAUGGAAAUAUGCGCUGCACCCGUCGUAAUGCCUACGAACAACGAUGAUACAAGAGUUUUAAUACCAAACAAUCAAGAGCUAACACAUAACCCAAAAUAUGAAGAACUUUUUGCCCCAACUUACGGACCAGAAAAUCCUUUUCAAACACAGCAGAUGAAAGCAAGUAGAAAUAUGCUGUCUGGAUAUGUAGAAAAGGCUCAUAUUAGUGAUUUCCAGUUUGAAAAUCAGAGACGGACAUUUACAAGUUACGGUUAUGCCAUGGAUCCUUCAGUAAAUACUGAAGAGGGAACAAGUGAUACUAUUGUAGUGUCAGCAAUGAUAGCGCCAUUAGAGGAAGCUGAAGGCAAGACAGUGUUUGAAAACAUAAAAAAACGGCCGCUAGACAAGAAGAAACGGAACAAAAACGACAACCCGGAAGAUAUUACUGGAUUCCUGGGGCCUUGGGGAGGUUAUGAGGGAGAGAAAAGAGUAAUGAGGCCAGAAGGUGAUGUGGCGAAGGAAUUGGAAGAGAUAGUUGCCAAGAGACAAAAGAAGGGCAAGGUGGAUGAUGACAAACCACUUGAAGAGAAAUCUGUAUUCCAUAUUGACCAAGAAACGGACUACCAAGGCAGGUCGUGGCUGGAAGUGCCGCGAUCAGAAACACAGUUGCGGUCAGAGACACCACCUGACAAAUGUUUCUUGCCCAAGGCACACAUCCACACAUGGAAGGGCCAUACAAAGGGCAUCGCUGCGGCGCGAUGGUUCCCAAAGACUGCGCAUCUGGUGCUAUCUGCUGGCAUGGACUGUAGAGUUAAGAUCUGGGAGGUGUAUGGCGAGCGUCGCUGCGUGCGCACAUACUUUGGCCACCGGCAGGCGGUGAGGGAUGUCAACUUCAACAACAGCGGGAAACAGUUCUUGUCUGCUGCGUACGACCGCUACAUCAAGCUGUGGGACACGGAGACGGGUGCGUGCGUGUCCAGGUUUACGUCUCGGAAGGUCCCGUACUGCACCAAGUUCCACCCUGAUGAGGACAAGCAGCAUCUCUUCGUGGCCGGCACUAGCGAUAAGAAGAUUAUUUGCUGGGACUCCCGCAGCGGCGAGGUCGUGCAGGAGUACGACCGGCACCUGGGCGCCGUCAACUCCAUCACCUUCGUCGACGACAACCGCCGCUUCGUCACCACUUCUGACGACAAGAGUCUACGCGUUUGGGAGUGGGACAUACCAGUCGACAUGAAGUACAUAGCGGACCCGUCGAUGCACUCUCUACCGUCGGUCACCCUAUCACCCAAUGGCAAGUGGUUGGCGUGCCAAUCCAUGGACAACAAGGUGGUUGUCUUCUCUGCCCUCAACCGGUUCAAGAUGAACCGCCGGAAGACCUUCACUGGACAUAUGGUUGCUGGUUACGCGUGUUCGCUGGACUACUCGCCUGAUAUGAGGUAUCUGGUAUCCGGAGACGCGGACGGCAAGUGCUACAUUUGGGACUGGAAGACGACCAAGUUGUACAAGAAGUGGAAAGCACACGACGGUGUCUGCAUCGCCGCGCUGUGGCACCCGCACGAGCCGAGCAAGGUGCUCACCGCCGGCUGGGACGGACUCCUCAAGUACUGGGACUAAUAAAACCACACAAAUCUCA